This is a messenger RNA of Sciurus carolinensis (gray squirrel), 1527 nucleotides long. RefSeq names its product MINDY family member 4B (gene Mindy4b). The record is from RefSeq and is a predicted model, not a curated record. Gene Ontology annotation, molecular function: K48-linked deubiquitinase activity; cysteine-type deubiquitinase activity. NCBI's taxonomy places the organism in Eukaryota, Metazoa, Chordata, Mammalia, Rodentia, Sciuridae. Gene Ontology annotation, biological process: protein K48-linked deubiquitination. Bases 1 to 1527 code for a protein of 508 amino acids. The transcript is spliced from 13 exons.
AUGACGUUAGAUUUCUCCCGGGCAGCGCAAACCAGGUCCUUCAACUCUGCAGAGUUCCUGUGCCCUAAACUCUGGGCCAGGAGUAUCACACGGCGAAAGGCUUCUCUGCUUCCACUUCCUCACGCCAUCCAAGUGGAUAUGGAGGUCUCCAGCCAGGAGCCAAGCCCUCCAGAGCUGAAUUUAGAAGAAAUAACCAGGAAGAUCACAUUUCUUGACAGAUGGAGGGAGAUCUUCAGUUACCACAGGUUGGGGACCAAUAAUGCAACUCCGCAGGACCAUGAAGGAAACCCGGCAGCUGCUGAUCAAGCUGGAGAUGGGACGGGGACACCUCCGCCCAGGGGACAGGGACACUGGCCCUCCAGGAGCCUUCCUUCCAUUCCCAGGCCCUCCGUCAUCUCUUCAGCAUCGGCCGGCUCUCCUAUCUCCCCGGCAAUGGCCACAAAGCUGCAGCAGAGCCUCUUUGGAAAUGCUGUCCGUGCCUUCAGCCAUGACUGGGAAAGGGCCCACUUCCAGUUCCACCGCCCUUUCUCUGACCUCGCUUUUGCUUUGGAAGUGGAAAAGGGAGGCCCCCGGAGCAUUCAGAUGGCGGUUCAAGCAGCCAUCGUCAAGUAUCUGCUGUUUCCCAGGAAGGGGGAAGACCGUCGCCCUCACAGUCUGCGUGACCUGAGCAGGCAGCAGCAGGAGCGAGCCCUGGCUGCGGUGCUGACUGACGUCCUGUGGGCCUCGGGUGCCGCUCAGAAGGCCGUGGUCUGCCUGGUCACCGAGGACGCCUACGUUGCCAGGGCCCCUGACCACUCCAGGGGCGACUUCACUGAGCGGCUCCAGCUGUUUGAAUUUUCAGAGAAAGAAGCGGCUGAGAAAUUCAUCCGGGACCACUCGCAGUGCUUCAGAGGGGAAGGGAGUCGCGGGGUCCUGCUGUUCCUUUUCAGCCUGAUCUUGUCCAGGACGUUCGAGAGGCUUCAGAAGGACCUGGACACGACCACCUCUCAUCUGUUACAGCCCAGCGCUGGGGGCUUCCUGUGCAGGCAGGCCCUUCUGAACCUGAUUCUAACUGGGAGAGCAAGUCCACACGUCUUCAACGGCUGCCAGCAAGGGAAGGCUCAGGAGCCUCUGCAUGGGGUCCUGGCCCGCAGUGAGGUUGGCUACCUGCAGUGGGGCGAGGGCACCUCCGCGGGUGACAGACCCUCACAGGUGGGCAGCAUGCUGAAGACCCCCGUGUUCCCCGUUUGGCUGUGUAACAUCAGAGGGAAGUGCAGCGUCCUCUUCUGCACAAACAGGCAGCUCUUGUCAGACUGGAAAGCGGAGCGCGUCUUCCACCUGCUCUUCUACAGCGGUCAGCCCUUGCAGAAAAGGCCCCUGCAUCUGACAGUAGAUACACACUCCCACCCCUGGGAAGGGGACGGACGUGGGGACGGACGUGGGGAUGGACUCAGCCCUGGACGACGAUUUUCCCCACUGGAGAUGGCGAUCAGAACCAAGUGGAGAGAGGCCACCAUCACCUGGCACGGGGCUGGUCCCCUUUUCUAA